Lingula anatina is the source of this 1249-nucleotide messenger RNA. Its product is annotated as histone-lysine N-methyltransferase PRDM7-like. Gene Ontology annotation, biological process: regulation of transcription by RNA polymerase II. Gene Ontology annotation, cellular component: PcG protein complex; transcription regulator complex; chromatin. The record is from RefSeq and is a predicted model, not a curated record. Gene Ontology annotation, molecular function: DNA-binding transcription factor activity, RNA polymerase II-specific; RNA polymerase II cis-regulatory region sequence-specific DNA binding; histone methyltransferase activity. NCBI's taxonomy places the organism in Eukaryota, Metazoa, Brachiopoda, Lingulata, Lingulida, Lingulidae.
UUAGGUAAACAGCAUGAAAGAUAAAGAGGAGAAUUUAAAGGCAAUAAAAACCAAGAAAAAAUCGGUGUCAUUGGGAACAAAUUCAACAUCAAACAUUGUUCAUAAAGGAGUACACCAACCAAGAUAUCCUAAAAGAAAAGCUGGAGACAAAAACUACAAAGACCUAGAGGUGCCAGAUGAUGAUGCCUUUUUGUAUUGUGAUGAGUGUAACAUGGAGUAUGCAGGAGACUGUCCAGUACAUGGUCCUCUCAAUAUCAUACAAGAUGUGCAGGUUCCAGCUGAUGGUUCAGAUCCAGAGAGAGCAAGGAAAACCCUGCCUCCUUAUUUCAACAUUUAUACGUCACAAAUUCCUGAUGCAGGUCUUGGAGUUUGGGUCAUCAGACCACUUAAAAAUAGAACCAGGUUUGGACCUUACGAGGGAGAAAUUUCUACAGACACAGCCAAGGCACACGAGUCUGGCUACAGUUGGCAGGUAUACAAAGAAGGUCAACCCAGUCAUUUUGUAGAUGCUCAGGAUCCCUCCAAAGCCAACUGGAUGCGUUAUGUGAACUGUGCAAGAACUGAGAGAGAACAAAAUCUUGUGGCAUUCCAGUAUCAUGGUCAGAUAUAUUAUAAAACUAUCAAACCUAUACCUGAAGGCAGUGAACUUCUGGUGUGGUAUGGGGAUGCGUAUGCCAUGGAACUGGGAAUAGAUAAAACCAAGCCAGAAAGCAACCUGGAUCUGCUCAGGAAGUUAAAUGUUGAGGUUUAUGAAUGUGACAUAUGUGGAAAGCUGUUUGCUGAUGAUGAAUAUUUGGUAAAACACCAGAAACACCAUCCAGACAUGACUGGGACGUUUUUUGAUUAUUGUGUGGUAAACAGUGGUAAACGGUGUAGUGUGGCUGGUGACUUGAAGAGACACAUGAGAAUCCACACUGGAGAGAAACCUUACAAAUGUCAAUUCUGUGAUAAGAGGUUUAACAGAGAUUUCAUACUGAAGAGACACAUGAGAAUUCACACUGGAGAAAAACCUCACACAUGUCAAUUCUGUGAUAAGAGGUUUAAUGAUCUUUCCAGUCAGAAGAAACACAUUAGAAUUAACACUGGAGAAAAACCUUACAAAUGUGAAUUCUGUGAUAAGAGGUUUAAUCAGCAUAUUGGUCUGAAAAGACACUUGAGUGUCCACACUGGAGAAAAACCUUACAAAUGUAACUUUAAUUGUGAUAUGCAGAAACAUAUAAGAAAAGUUCAUCCUGAAGAUGCAUGUUGA